AUGGCUGCCUGCACUGCACAACAUCCAAGAGCGCUUUUUGCCAAGACAGAAACUGUGGUCUUUUGCCAAGAACAGCCCCGGAUUGGAAACCCAUACCUGGAAGAUGCUUUUCUUCAGGGUUACCUGAAAUCGUAUCUACCUUCCAAGGUGUUCACUGAGGUCAGUGCGGACCUUGAAAGGUUUGGGGCUCGUGUGAAGGAUGAAAUUGAUUCCCUGGGACGAGAAUGUGAGUUAACCCCACCCAAGUUGCAGCAGUUUGAUGCCUGGGGACAACGCCUGGACCAAAUUAUAACCUGCCCAGCGUGGAAGAGGAUGAAGGAGAUUUCUGCUGAGGAGGGAUUGAUUGCUGAGGCUUAUGAGCGGAAAUACUCCAGCUGGAGCCGUGUUUACCAGAUUGCCAAGUUGUACCUGUAUGCACCUUCCGCUGGACUCUUUACAAGCUCCCUGGCCAUGACAGACGGAGCAGCAAAAGUUAUUGAGUCCUUGGGUAUCCCCAGGCCAUUAGAAGAAGCCUAUAGCCGCCUGACAUCACGUGAUGCCAGAAAGUUCUGGACCUCUGGCCAGUGGAUGACUGAACGCAGAGGGGGCUCUGAUGUUGCGAAUGGCACUGAGACAGUGGCCCAAAAGCUGCCUGAUGGCACCUACAGCCUCCAUGGCUUGAAAUGGUUCACAUCAGCUACAGAUUCAGACAUGACUCUGACGCUGGCAAGGAUCAUGACUGCUGAAGGGCAAGUAGAACAGGGCUCCAGAGGCCUUUCCCUGUUCUAUUUGCAAGUGCGUGAUGAAAACGGGAAGCUGAACGGGAUUGAGAUACAGCGGCUAAAGGAGAAACUGGGCACGAAGCCAGUGCCAACUGCCGAGCUGGCCUUAGAUGGAGCGCGGGCACAUCGGAUCUCCACAGAGGGCCGAGGUGUGGCCUCCAUUGCCAACAUGCUAACCAUCGCUAGGGUCCAUAAUGUCGUCUCUGCAGCUGCUUGCAUGAAAAGGAUGAUCCAGAUGGCAAGGGACUAUGCCACCAAGAGGGAAGCUUUUGGAAAGGUCCUGAAGGAGCACCCCUUGCAUAUGCAGACCUUGGCGCGAAUGGAGGUGCAAGCCAGAGGGGCCUUCCUCCUGCUGAUGGAGAUAGCCAGGCUGCUUGGGCUAGAGGAAACCAGCAUGGCUACUACCCAGGACCUGCACAUGCUUAGGCUGCUGACGCCCCUUGCAAAGCUUUACACGGCGAAACAGGCUGUUGCUGUUAUCUCAGAAGGGCUGGAGUGUUUUGGAGGGCAGGGCUACAUGGAAGAUACAGGUCUGCCAGCUGUUUUCCGAGAUGCCCAGGUGAUGACAAUCUGGGAAGGGACGACCAAUAUCCUCUCGCUGGACGUCCUGCGCUCCCUUGUCAAGAGCCAAGGGAAAGUGUUGGAUGCGUUUCUCUCUUCAGCCCAGGCCAAACUGGAAGUGGCUUCCAGCUUUUCUGAACUGGAACCCGAGGUGCAAAUGGCUCAGAAUGCUCUCCAUAAGCUUGGACAGUUCAUUCAGAAAAUGAGCUCAAAGGGGGAGGCCGGGAUGCAGCUGGCGGCAAGAGACUUUGCCUACACUCUAGCCCGGAUCUAUGGAGGAGUGCUUUUACUGGAACAUGCUGCCAGGCCCAAUGCUUCCGCCGCAGACAUCUUCACUGCUCACAGGUGGUGUCACCAAGAUCUCUGCCCUGUAGACCAAGAAGACAAAGCUGGCUCUUAUGGUACUCAAGCAGCUUCUUUGAACACCUCUUUGGUCUAUGAUGUAAACCCAAUUCUGAAAGGAAAACUGUGACGAUCAAGAUGGUGACAGAUUCCAUGUGGUGGGUUUUGAAUGGGCACUGUGUGCAAAACUGUACUGCUCAACGGUAAAGUAACUCUGAAAGUUUA
This is a messenger RNA of Hemicordylus capensis (graceful crag lizard), 1889 nucleotides long. Its product is annotated as acyl-CoA dehydrogenase family member 11-like. The record is from RefSeq and is a predicted model, not a curated record. The transcript has 14 exons. Gene Ontology annotation, molecular function: oxidoreductase activity, acting on the CH-CH group of donors. Bases 1 to 1794 code for a protein of 597 amino acids. Lineage: Eukaryota; Metazoa; Chordata; Lepidosauria; Squamata; Cordylidae.